CCAGCUCAGACGCCGAAGAACUCAUGGGGGACACUGGACGCGGGCAAUCGGCCACUUCAGGGAGCGAGGAGCGACCUGUCGCCGUCCCCACGCCGUCAAAACGCACACCAGUCGAUUCAGUAAUAUCUGGUGCUUCUAACACGCCGUCCAUCGCCUCCAACAGCGCUGCACAAGUCUCAGAAUCGGCCUCUAGCCUCGAGGAUGCCCUCGCCGCCGAUUCUUCGGCUUCUCAGCGGCCCCCGCGGCCAGAAAAACCACGCCAACCGUUAUAUACGCCGCCAAGCAGCUCAUCCGACCGCAAGCGCCGCAAAAACGGCGCGUAUCGAAGCUCUAGCGGCGGUGACACACCAGUCCAGACGCCGCCCGAUGUCCCAGCGAUACCCUCGGCGCCACUGGAGCCUGAGCGACCGUUGCUGUCGGACUCGCAGUGGGAGAAAGAUAUUGCAGGCUUUGGCACGGUGCUUAACGACGUGCUGCAUUGCGUGACGAACCGCCAACUGGUGACCAAGACGGCCGAAUACAUGGCCACGUUCCCGCAACACGCGCUGCGCUUCCAGAUCAAGAUGAAGCAGCGAGCUUAUGCUGAAGGCGCGAGAGGAUUCCAGGCCAAACUCAUGCUGUUCUACGUUUUGCACGAGUUCCUGAAGACCUUUGAAGGCGAGCGACUGCAGCAGAUACAACGAGAAUGGUUCCAGACCAUCGACGAGGUGCUCAACGCCUGUGCAAGGGAGAUCCGCUACGGCGACAAGCGCAACGCCGAGGAGAACCGUAAAAGGGUGUUCAAGACUCUGGCCCGGUGGGAAGAACUGAAGCUUUAUCCAAGGAAGAUCAAGGCCUGGAAGGGUCUCGUGAUGGGAGAGUGCAAGCCUCGAAGGGCUCCCGUGCCGCUGCCUCGCAGCGAAUCGGAACGACAGGCCGAGGCUCCUGACCAGCUUCAGUCGUUCGAACUGCCGCCUCCAAGUACUCCACAGCUGCAACUCGAUCGGUCCAACUGCCCGCUGGUCUUCGAGCGCCACAACUUCGACAGCAAACCGGAGGAGAAGCAGCACUGGCGCUACACCGCGAUUGCCUUUAUCGACAUCCUGUCGCAGUGUCUUGGACUGAGCAGCGACAUUGCGCUCACUGCCUGCAUCUUCUUCCAUCGCGUCUUCGAUCGCGGCAUCUACGCUCGAGAGCGCUACAAAUUCGCCGCAGCUUGUCUUUUCCUCUCGGCCAAGGCGUCCAGCAAGCGGAUGAAGUUGCUGCGUAUGGUGCGAGUCAUGUACGACAUCUUGGAGACGCCGCUGUUUGCUGGCGACGAGGAGCUGCUGGAGAUCGAGCGGGUGCAGCUGCUCUACUACGAGAUGGAAGUGCUCCAGGGAAUUAACUUUGAGCUGACAACGGAGAUGCCCUUCUACUAUCUCCGUCGAGUGCUCGAGAAGAUGCCGGAGAAAUUCCGAGACUCCAUUAAAGAAGAUGCGCAGACAGCUCUCGAGGAAUUAUUUUUCCUGCCAGUUUGUGUGGAUAUUUCUCCGCAGCUGCUUGGUGAGGCAGCGGCGUACAUCGCGACGUGGAACAAAGGCAAAGACUUCAAGUUUAAGUGGUGCAGUCCGAGCGUAGAAGGACGCACUUUCAACGAGCGGACAGCAAGGGAUGCACUGCGAAGCUACCGAGUACUUCUGAGAUGGAAAAAGAGUCAACAGGCAGAAUUUGAUGCGCUGGUCAAGUCAGCAAGUGACUUAGAAGGCGACGAGGCUGCGAAAUUGAAGCUGGCAUUCAACCCCCAACUGGGAGGUCUACGACUGGAUCCCUCGAGUAUCCUGAACGAGGCGGAAUUUACCAAAAAGACGGAGGAGGACUCGAAAGAAUGGGCGAAAAGUGGCAAGAAGAAUGGCAGUGACAGUCGGUCGAGACGCGGAAUCAAUUCAAGAUCGUACAGAGAUGGCAACGAGCCACGUAUCAAGGUGGAAACAACGCAAGUUGGCGGCCGUGCUGAAGACUAUCGAUACAGUCGCGACUACGAACGGCGCAGUCGGAGUCGCAGUCGCAGUGGUAGCGACUCUCGCUAUGGAAGGGGGAGAGAAGCGACGGUCAAGUAUGAGCGAGACGAGAGCCGACCGCGUAGUGGAGAUCGUCGCGAUCGAUACGACUACGAGGACUACGGGUCGAGUGAUCGGUAUCGGGAACGCAGACGGGGAGACGACAAGUACGGCUCCUCUCGAGACAGAUCUUCCAACUACGACAAAGAAGAACGGAGCUACGAGCGUCACAGCGCUCGAGACGUCGACUACUACCGCGAUCCGUCCUACUUCGACCGUCGGGAGCGUAAAUCCGAUCGCAGCGGCCAUCGUGAACGCGCCAGUCGCAGCAACAGCCGAAGCACAAGUCGAUCUCGAAGUCCCCGGGAGUCCUCAAGGAGCAGGAAGCGUAAACGAAACUACAGCAGCCGUGGUCGCUCGGACAGUCGGAGCCGCAGCUCGAGUCGAAGCCGCAGCCGAGACCGCAGCCACUACUACCGAGCAGAGGAUCCGUCUCCGUCGUCUUCUAGGAGUGGGAGAACGAACAAGAAGAACAAAUACGGCACCGCUCGCUCCAGUUACCGGGACUCGGAGCGACCUCGCAUCAAGCAAGAGCGAAGCGCAGCGUAG
Messenger RNA from Phytophthora infestans T30-4, 2627 nucleotides. RefSeq lists its product as uncharacterized. Gene Ontology annotation, cellular component: nucleus. Bases 615 to 2627 code for a protein of 670 amino acids. Gene Ontology annotation, molecular function: cyclin-dependent protein serine/threonine kinase regulator activity. Gene Ontology annotation, biological process: regulation of transcription by RNA polymerase II. NCBI's taxonomy places the organism in Eukaryota, Oomycota, Peronosporomycetes, Peronosporales, Peronosporaceae. The transcript has 6 exons. The record is from RefSeq and is a predicted model, not a curated record.